GUGGAGUGAUGUGUCGUGGUCACCGAGUGGAGCAGGGAGGCAAGAGGCUCACUCUCUCUCAUUGAUACUCACAGUGUGAGGAACUUAAGAAGGGGAGAGCAUCUCAUACACAGUCCCACACACACACACAGCAGCCUGUGAGCUGUGAGCAGGGAUGGUAGCCAAGGAGAUUGUGGUCUCCCUCUCGGGAGGUUCACCGUGGGGCUUCAGACUGCAGGGAGGAGCGGAGCAACAAAAACCUCUACAGGUGGCCAAGGUUCGUCGACGCAGCAAAGCCUGCAGAGCUGGUCUGAAGGAGGACGAUGAGCUUGUUGCCAUUGGCGACCAUGUGUGUGCAGAGCUCAGCCAUGCGCAAGCCAUGAGCCUCAUAGAUAUGGAGAGCCAUACCCUCACCCUGAGGGUCAAAAGAGCACCUCCUGGAUUCCACUCCUCAUCCUACUCUAGUUCCUCCGCUUCGCCCUGCUCUUCCAUGAGGGCCCUCUCUCCCCCAGUGGUCCCCUUGCUCACCCACCGCUCCUCCAUUCUCUCCCCCACCGGGAUGCCCCGAGGCGUCACAUCCCCUCCGGACAGCGAGGCCUACUACGGAGAGACGGACAGUGACGCAGACACGCAGUCGCUCACUCAUUGUCGCCAUCGCCGCACCCCUCCCCACGCGCAUUCACCAGCGCGCCAUGACAACCAAGAGGAGGAGGAAACCUCAGAGAUGAGCGGGUAUGAGAGCGCCACAGAGGGAGUUGUUUCUUUGCAGGGCCAGUGGGAGGUUCCGUGUCUUCCAGGCGUCCCCCGCAGAGAACUCAUCUACCAGCCCUUUCAGACUGAGUGGACAACUCCGGCACACACCCCUCACGCGCUCACACUGACCCCCGAUCAGGGCUCAGUGGAAGCGGAGGGAGAAGGUGACAGCGGCUUCCAGGAGGCUGGGGGCUGCGUCGGGCUGACCUGCCCACCGCUUGUGUCCCCCGAGCGUGCCAAAGAGGCUCUGCUUUCGGCCUCGGGUAAACAACGGGUGCCCAUGGUGGGACCCCAGCGGGGCCUGGUCAGCGACGAGCUCUCCAACACCUACAUGGACAAAGCACGGCAAGCUAAGCUGCAGCGGGGGCAGAGUGUGGUGGAGAAACAAGUGAAAGAAGCUCGUACCAAAUGCCGCUCCAUUGCCUCUUUGUUGACUGAUGCUCCCAACCCCAACUCGAAGGGGGUGCUUAUGUUCAAGAAACGCCGGCAGAGGGCCAAGAAGUACACACUGACCUGCUUCGGGAAGGCAGAUGGAGAUAAAAGAGAAGAGACAGAGGGAGACACAAGAGGGGAGACAGAGGAGGAAGGAGGAAGCUCCGUUCUGAGUGGUUCAGAAGUUGAUGAAGAGGGAUUCUCAGCAUCGUUUGACCCUACGUGGGACACCGGUUAUCUAGACCUGCUGGACAGGAAAAGCUCUGCCUGCCCUUCAAGUUCACCAGUGACAACGGCAUCAACCAAUCACAGCGCAGUGCUGGACAUCUUGGCCUAUCAGACACCAGGACUGUGGACUUCUGUGAAUCAGAGCCCAGGGUUGGAGGUCUCAGGCCUGGAGGGCUCCGCCUAUCAAGGUCUAAGGCUGGAGAGCAGCAUCGGAAAGCAGCCAAUCAGUAACCAGCCUGCACAAAUGUCUCCACCAGCCGUGGCUCUGACCAACGGGUCGCUGGCUGUCAGUCGGGCCAGUGUCGUUCUGAACCCGCCCUCCCAGAUGCCAACUCCAAGUCAAAACGGGCAGCACCCGUACUCUGGUACCAACCCUAAUCCUUGCCCCAGCCCAGUCACAGACUCAGAUCAUCCCCUGAAUCCAAAUGUUCUGAACCGCACUGCACGUCCCUUCACCACAGGGCCCUCCUCUCGUGCAUCUGUAACCUCUGUGAUGUUCCGACCUCCGCCACCCAAACCCACGGCGACCAGACCAGUAGCCGCCGUCUCCAUGGUGACUCUCCAACCAACUCUUCCAUCAGGGCCAGAUGCCAGGAGAGCGGUGUCUAGCACCUCACUGUACAUCCCUCCCAGAAACAACAGAAACAUUCCCCCCUCUGUUUACUCUCCCCCCUCCUCUCUGCCUUCUGCUACUAAUCCAUCCACUUUUUCCCCUCAGCCAGCAGUGUAUGCUUCCCUCUCUGUCCCGUUCUCUCCUGUUUUACCUCAAGGUACCUCUUUCUGUCCAUCCCCAGUUCAGGGCUUCUCCCCUUCAGCACCACAGGCAUUUCCUUCUCCUCCUGCUCCUUAUUUAACUCCCUCCAACUACUUUGCCAUCUCCCCGCCACAUCCCCCUAAUCUGGCUCAGGUCUCCAUUCAUGCCCAUCCCUCUCCUCCUCCCCCCACCCAGUCUUUUCCAUCUCCAUCAGUCCACACUUACAGCAACAUGACAGGUUACCUGACCCCUGUCCUACCCGCUGCCACGGCAACUGCACCGCCACCCCAGGGCUCUCUGGCAACUCGAGAGGAGCGCAUCUCGGUCCCUGCUGGACGCACCGGCAUUCUGCAUGAUGCCCGUCGACGUGGCAGCAAGAAGCCGAUGUUCUGCUCAGUCCAGAACAAAGAUGUUUCUCCGAACCCGGAUCUGCUGUCGAUGGUCAAGAACAUGGACGUUCACUUUGGGAGUGGCCCCAGGGGCCCCCCGGGGACUCCAAUUGUUGAAACUGGAGCUGCACCAAGUGGGGAGACUGGACACGAGUCAGGGCCGGAGGAGGACUGGCUGAGGCUGGGGGCGGAGGCCUGCAACUUCAUGCAGGCCCAGCGGAAAACCAGGCCACCUCCUGUAUCUCCCAAACCUCAAACCCCUCAGGUGCCACAGUUAGAAGGGAAGGGAGGCGAGCUGUUUUCCCGGCGGCAGAACAGGAUGGAUCGGUACAUUGUGGAGCGGUCUCCCUCUGUUGCUGCAGUGCCUUACUCUCCUGCCCGUCCUAGGGAGUCAUCACCCACGCCGUCUCUCCCUUCCACCUGGAAGUACUCGUCCAGCAUCCGUGCUCCUCCUCCCAUCAGCUACAACCCUCUUCUCUCUCCCUCCUGCCCUCUGAAGGCCCAGAAGAAGCCUGUAGCGACAAAGUCGGUGCCAGCUGGAACUAAAGGGCAGAAAAAGGGCCUAAAGUCUGUGGACAUAAUGAGCCACCAGCCCUACCAGCUCAAUUCUUCUUUGUUCAGCUAUGAGGGUGGUGUCCUUUUGGAUGCCUCCACCAAUCAGCAGCGAAAAGGAUUGACAAGUGGUCCUCAGAAGACAACGAGAGUAUAUGAGGCGAAGCGCUUCUCCACACCCCCACCGACAUCCACAGGGCCCGCGCUCAAAGUUAUUGUCCCUCGUUCAGCCACGACACUUGGAGAACCACUGCGGCGCUGCGACCUCCAAUCUCCUCCACCUGUGGCUGGCCACGCCCCCCCCCAACCCUAUCAUCCUCAACCCCGACACCAACCUCAGUGGGCCACCUCCCCUCUGUCGCCCCCACCUCCCGCUGCCCCCACCGCGCCACUUCCUCAGCUUCCCAACUUCUCUGCUGCUCCUGCUUCGAUUUCGGUCCAGUCCCCGACUUUCUGCCACCUUCCGCCCUCCAACACUGCGCCGGCCAACAGGCAGUUCAAGAGUGCUCCGGAUCUGAGUCCAUUAGGGUCGUCCAGCAGCAGUCUACCUAACAGGGUCCCCAGGCCCAGGUUCAGCACCUCCAACCUGGGUCUGCAGCCUUGUGUGUGGCGACCUGGUUCCACCGCGCACUGAUGCGACCUUGGUUUGGACAUAAUAAAGCACGGCUCUAACGUGGAGCAAAAUCUUUUUUUUGAAUCGGUCUGUGUUUUUAGCUUUGUAACGUUGUUAUUCAGGGCCGCAGAUUUUUUUUUUUACCAGCCAUGUUUUAUCACUUACAUUUAAUCUGGUUGACUGAUUUAUACAAUGCAUUUGGCUGUAGUGAGAAAACUCUGUUUUUUGCCAUGUGGAAUGUGUGGAAACCCAAAAUCUGUAAAACAAAAUUGAAUCCACAGCAGGUUGAAAGGACAGAAAGAGAUGUUGCGGAAACUGAAAUGAAGUUCUCUAGAUAUUACAUGUAAUGAUUAAGAAUUAAGUUCAAACUUAAAAAAAGAAGAAUCAGAAUGUGAAAAAACAAGACUGGUGAGAGAGAUGUGGUUGAGGAUGAGAAAAAGAUGAGUAAAUCACGGAUGAAGUGACAAAAUAGAAAUGUCUGAUGAGUAAAAGGUGCAGAUUUGAUUUUAAACUUCACAAUCUGUUGCAUCCAGCAAAAUAUUAUCAAGUUGAUCUAACACAUUCGAAGUAGCUGCUUCUACUGUAAUUUUCUGUUAUAUUUAUUCUACCUUUUUGUGUUUGAUUGCAUUUUAUUGUGUGUGUGUGUGCUUUGGUUUCUGUAGUUUUUCACAGGGCGAAGAGCACAGCUGCCAGAUGAGCGGAAGCCUUUUACAGUAGCUUUGAUUUCUGAUUUGUUGAUAUGAGACGUAUACAUGUCUGUUUAGCCGUUUUCCACAGAGGCAUGCGGCUGAAUAAAAAUAGACACGAGUCACCUCAGCUGUCACUUUGUUUCUCCCUGGGUCACAUGCUCCCACGCUGCUCCAAUAUCUCCUCCCACACGUUUUUAACAUGAUCUCUCCUUCAGGCAUAUUUAUUACUUUGAACUAUAUUACAUCGCUUUUUGCAAUUGCUAAGAAGCAUUGUUCAAUACUCAAACCACAUUUUCAAAACUCUUCACACGUUCAGCGACACACAAGGAUAUACGGACGUAACUGUGAAUAAUAUUUCGUUGAAUACAUUUUGUCUGAAAGCAAUCACCACAGCUUUCAAAAUCUACAGAUUGUCAUUCAUACUACCGUAUUUUCGCGACUAUAAGGCGCACUUAAAAUCCUUUUUUUUCUAAAAAAACGACGCGUGCGCCUUGUAAUCCGGAGCGCCAUAUAUAUGGAUCAAUUGGUUGUGUAUUGUAACGGACUAUGUUUUCAUGUUCUGGAGCGGCGUUGCACUUUACAGAGCUUUGGGAUGUUCAGUGAAGGGCGCACAAUGUUACGUCACUCAUCUUAGUGCCACCUAUGGCGACGCGGGAGUUGUUGUUGUUUUGGAGAGCGAUGGUGUGUUUUUGUUCGGCGUACGCCCGACAGUAGCCUGUUUCUCGACAAUAAAACCAGAAGAUAAGCACAUUGUCCAGAGAUUCAUUAGCGAGAGUCGCUACACUAUAUUAAAGCUCGUAGUUGGAUGUCGGGAUCGCGCUGACGGUCCACCGUCUUCCAGCGCUGCCUCUCGGUGCAAGAUGCAUGAAAGCAUUUGCCAAGAAUGUUUUGAGAUAUUGUUAAUAUCCACAUUAACGUUUGAACAACGUUACCAUGGGAGAGACGAGUUUUCAGAACGCUUAAUAACAUUUGAUUUAGCACAGCCCGAUCUUGUGGAUGCACAACGGAGCCCCAGUCAAACGUUUUAGUGCAGGUACUUUCUCUAAUGCAGCGGAGUGUCAGUGUUUUUCCGGUUCGUCCGUCCAUGUUUUCAGUCAGCGCGGCAAUUAGAACGCGGAAGCACCCCGCCACCGCCAGCGAAUGCGGAAGCACCCCCCCGUCGACGGGGGACGAGCCGCGACCCGGGUCCCGGAUAUGCGCCUUAUAAUCCGGUGCGCCCUAUAUAUGAAAAUAUUUCUAAAAUCGGCGAUUCAUUAAAGGUGCGCCUUAUAAUUCAGUGCGCCGUAUAGUCGCGAAAAUACGGUACUCAAACAGCAAAACACUGGGUAUUUGCAGGAUAUUUUUCAUAUGCUAACACACUGCUUUCAAAACUGAUAAAACCACAUUCAAAUCAGGAUGAUGACAAAUUUCAAACAUUUCUGCAGUAAUUAUUGUGAAAUAUAGAAGAUCCUAGCAGAAUAUCAAAGAAUUAUCAAUCCAAGCUAAAUACAAUUUCAGCUCAAAGCCAACCCAGGUGUCCUGAUUUUCUCUUAUCACCAUGUUUCAGUAAAAGGUGAUGGCUUGGAACUGAUUUGUUUGGAAAUAAUGAUCACAGAGGACAGGUCGGUGGGGAAGGAACAGUGAUAUGAGGGAGGGGGAGUGUGUGGAGGACAAAGGAGAUGAAGACUAUGAUGAAAUACAGUAAAUGUUGUGAACACGGUCUCACUUUGAGAGGCCGGUCUGAGGCUGCAGCCCUCUCCUGCACCGCUCAACAGUUGCGCCAAUAGUACAAAUUUUAUUCGGCAAAACAACAGGUGAUAUUACAUGUUACGGUACAAUACAUAGUCUACAUUUUGAAAACCUAUUACAAUACAGUAAUUGUUGUCUUUUACUAUAGGAUCCAACGGUUGCCUUAGAGAGGAAGGAGUUUCAAAUGUGCAAAAAAAAUAAUAAUUUCGGAUCCUUUAGUACAUUCA
Molecule: messenger RNA, 6344 nt
Organism: Pungitius pungitius (ninespine stickleback)
Lineage: Eukaryota; Metazoa; Chordata; Actinopteri; Perciformes; Gasterosteidae
Product: synaptopodin 2-like protein
Exons: 5
Coding region: 155-3721 (1188 amino acids)
Biological process (GO): positive regulation of actin filament bundle assembly
Cellular component (GO): Z disc; nucleus; actin cytoskeleton
Molecular function (GO): actin binding
Source: RefSeq, a predicted model, not a curated record